Molecule: messenger RNA, 1395 nt
Organism: Penicillium vulpinum
Lineage: Eukaryota; Fungi; Ascomycota; Eurotiomycetes; Eurotiales; Aspergillaceae
Exons: 2
Coding region: 1-1395 (464 amino acids)
Source: RefSeq, a predicted model, not a curated record
AUGACAGCUGCAUUUCCUAUCCGUCCGCGACGCGGCUUGUCGCUGCUGUGCGUCAUAACCGCAUUUAGCUUCAGUGUCAUCAUCGUCAUCUGGUUUGGCAUGAACUCCGACAGAGAGUACAUCCACCCCAUCCUCACGCAGUUGAUCCCCGCCGGACACUGCGCCUGCGAAUCAUCUACAACCUUCCAGUGCUCGACAUGCCUCACCUGCCCCGAACCCGCUGUGCAAGAAGAGACCUCCCCCGCUUGGUCCUUUCAAUAUGCUCGUGACGGUCGUAAUGAGGCGCUGAGUAAUAGCCAGUGCAAAGCUGCCUUCCCCGGAUUAUUCGAGGAUGUCGCGCGCGGUGGCAGGUUCUGGUCUUCACACGGUCGCUUGUCUUCGGUGGAACUCGAUGCGAUCACCAUAAAACAUGGUAUGGCGCGCGCAUAUAUCUCCAAUGGCCAAUUAUAUGUGGUCACGGCGCGGUCCAAGGGCGAGGAUCAUCGACGGAAAAUCCUAGGGACGUUGAGCUCAAUCCACCGUGCGCUGGCCGCCGACCCGAAACAAGCUUUUAGACCAGACAUUGAAUUUGUUUUCUCGGUGGAAGAUAAAGUCGACGAUGUGACCAACUCGGAAUGGCCGGUUUGGGUCUUUUCGCGCACUCCAACUGAAGAAGGGGUUUGGCUUAUGCCAGAUUUUAGCUUCUGGUCUUGGGACAACCGCGAUAAUUACAUGGGGCCGUAUGACCAGGUGGUGGAACGAAUCAAGCGAACGGAUAUCCCUUGGGAAGAGAAAACGCCUCAGUUGGUCUGGCGGGGCAAGCCUAGUUUCGCGCCCAAAUUGCGACGCGCGUUGAUGGAGGCCGCUAGAGACAAAUCGUGGGGCGACGUCAAGCAAGUUAAUUGGAAUACCGGUUCCAAUGUUUUAAAGAUGGAAGAUCAUUGCCACUAUAUGUUUAUUGCGCAUGUUGAAGGUCGCUCUUAUUCGGCUUCAUUAAAAUACCGACAGGCCUGUAAUUCCGUCAUUGUCGCACAUAAACUCCAAUUCAUCCAGCAUCACCACUAUCUUUUAGUGGCAGAUGGUCCCAACCAAAAUUACGUCGAGGUCGAGCGCGAUUUCAGCGACUUAUCUGAAAAAAUGGAGCCUCUUGUCAGUAACACCGAAACCGCUAAGCGUAUCGCCAACAACAGCGUGACGACCUUCCGGGAGCGAUAUCUGACCCCCGCUGCCGAAGCCUGCUACUGGCGGUCAUUGUUCGAUGGCUACGCCAGUGUGUGGAACGGCACCGUCGAGCAAUGGUCCAAAAGGCAGGACCGCGAACGAGGACUUCGAUACGAAUCGUUCGUGCUUCUGGAGAGCGUGAAAAUGUACGAAUUUGAGGCUGCUAGCACUGAACAAUGGCAGGCGAUAUUAUAA